This is a messenger RNA of Dermacentor andersoni, 1479 nucleotides long. The record is from RefSeq and is a predicted model, not a curated record. NCBI's taxonomy places the organism in Eukaryota, Metazoa, Arthropoda, Arachnida, Ixodida, Ixodidae.
CCGCUAUUACGGGUGACAAAGCUCUGGGAUUGGUUCUCUCCCGUCCUCGCUUUGCCGUGAUCGUGGAUUCUGCUUCCGGCCACCGAGCGUGACGGACGCAUGAUGACGGGCUCCGUUGGAGCGGCUUCAGCGGCCUUUUCUGGCCGCGGAAACAGGACGAUGGAACAGGAGGGCACCUACCAAGUUGUUCUGCCAGGUCUGCCAACAGGUCGUUAUGUUUUAAAUACAGUUUUUUUGCACGCUGAUAUCACGGCGCGACCGUACCGGAUUGAAGAUUUCCGUGACGCAUUGGCACCGCAUUCGCUUCUUCCGGAUGUUAUCGCCCUGGGGGCGUAUCGCAUGAGCCAUGUCUGGGCUAUCACUUUCAAGGACGCGGACGCGGUGAAGAAGAUCUCGAGCAUCGGGGAGCUGCGUGUAAAAAACCGGCGCUGCCUGGUGAUUGACCCGGCGAACCAGGACGUUCGACUGAAGCUCCACUGGCUUCUACACAAUGUGCCUGAUGAGGACGUGCGUGUCGCCUUUGCGCCCUAUGGAAAAGUUACCGAAGUAGCCCGGGAGCACUGGCGUGUACAAGGUAUGACAGAGAAGGGAUCAACCACCCGGCUUGUCACCCUCAAGUUGAAAGCGGGCGUGAAGUUGGAUGACUUGCCACACCAGCUGAGCGUUGGCGGUGAGUUGGCGCUUGUCGUGGUACCAGGCAGACCCCCGCUGUGCCUUCGGUGUCGCGGUACGGGCCACAUCCGCAAGGAAUGUCGAGUCCCGCGUUGCGGAAUCUGCCGACGCUUCGGGCACGAAGAAGACCAGUGUACUCGCACUUACGCGAGCAUUACAGGCCCGGGAACCAGCGAGGACGCGUCCGAGAUGCUGAUGGACGAGACGGAUGCUGAGGAAGCAGCCCGUGUGGGUGGACAACCACAGCGCCAUACUCAGCCAUCGUUCACGACUCUGGUGAAGCAGAAGGCGGGGCCCUCCGGCGCAACAGAUGGUAGUGUACAGGCGCAGCAUAAGCCUGAACAGGACGACGAUGACGACAUAUUAGACGAACACCUGAUGAAUCAGGUCGACGCCGAAGAGACAGCAGCAGCAAGCGAAACACAUCCCAGCGAGGACAAGACGCCUGAGGCCACGCCCCCCGAUGUAGACGAAGCGCAGAAACUUCAGAGUGCCAUUGAAGAACUACCGCAAAAGCUUACACCUGCAAACGAUGCCGUAAGCGUAAUUACUGUCAAAGAGCCUGGGCCCAGCGAAACACGGGAAGGCAAGAAGGAAGAAACGUGCACCGACGUCACUAUGGGAAUGCCGGCUACGGCAGUCACUAAGCGCCCGCGAGAAAAAGCGAGCAGCGACGACCAGCGCUCUGACUCAAAGUGUGCAGAAGAACCUCCCUCCAAAACAGCGUCCACCCGUAGGUCUAGCUUCAAGCCAAAACCUACCGUGCCACCAGACAGGAAACCAGUGCCGUCCAUGCCCCCGCAUUAG